GAUCCUCUGCUGUGGGUUAGAUAUACAGCCAAGGCCAGUUCCUCUCAGUGAAAGUAUGCUCUAUUUUUGCCUCUCUUUUCUUAUACAAGCACAAGGGUUUUUAAGAAAUUAAGAUCUGUAGUUCUUGUUGCUUUUCCUCGUUACCGUGGUAGCAUGUAUCUCUGUUGCGGAAGAAUGAAGCAGGCAGGCUGGAGUUUUUUAUGUUCAGUGCUUUUGGGACUGCUAGAGAGAAGUCCACAGAGAGAUGUGUACAGCAACCAUGCCCAGUGAGUUUAUUAUGCUUAUUGGUCACUUAUUCUGACUAAAAGGAUGAAAGAAUGAUGUGAUGGAGGUGACUAUGGGCUGCUGGUCAGGCACAAGACCCCCAUUGUCUUGCCUCACCCUCCUGCUUGUCAAGCUUUUAGCCUGCGUUUGCCAGGGGCUUCAAGGGACAAUACCUCUCAGCUUUCACUUUACGCAUUCCAUUUACAAUGCUACAGUGUAUGAGAACUCUGCAGCCAGGACCUAUGUCAACAGUCCAAGUAGAAUGGGCAUUACAUUGGCAGAUCUUUCAUGGGAUAUCAAAUACAGGAUAGUGUCUGGUGAUGAAGAAGGCUUUUUCAAAGCAGAGGAAGUUAUAAUUGCUGACUUCUGCUUUCUCAGAAUAAGAACUAAAGGUGGGAAUUCUGCUAUAUUAAACAGAGAAAUCCAAGAUAACUAUUUAUUGAUAGUAAAAGGAUCCGUCAGAGGAGAGGACUUAGAAGGAUGGACAAAAGUGAAUAUCCAGGUUUUGGAUAUGAAUGAUCUAAGACCUUUGUUUUCACCAACCACUUACUCUGUAACAGUAGCAGAAAGCACUCCUUUAAGGACUAGUAUUGCGCAGGUGACAGCAACAGAUGCAGAUAUUGGGUCCAAUGGCGAAUUCUAUUACUACUUCAAAAACAAAGUUGAUCUCUUUUCAGUUCACCCAACUAGCGGCGUUAUCUCUUUAAGUGGCCGGUUAAACUACGAUGAAAAAAACAGAUAUGACCUUGAAGUUCUGGCUGUGGACCGUGGGAUGAAACUUUAUGGAAAUAAUGGAGUAAGCAGCACUGCCAAGCUUUAUGUUCAUAUUGAACGUAUAAACGAACACGCCCCAGCCAUAAGUGUGGUAACCCACAUACCCUUUCCAUUAGACAAGGAGCCUACAUAUGCUGUUAUUAAUAUUGAUGACCUAGAUGAAGGAGCUAAUGGGGAGAUUGAAUCUGUUUCCAUUGUAGCUGGAGACCCCUUAGAACAGUUCUUUCUGGCUAAGGAGGGGAAAUGGAUUAAUGAAUACAAAAUCAAAGAGAGAAAACCCAUUGACUGGGACAACUUCCCCUAUGGUUACAAUCUUACUCUUCAAGCAAAGGACAAAGGGUCUCCUCAGAAGUUUUCUGCAGUCAAAUUGGUCCACAUCGCUAGUCCCAAGAGAGAGAGUGUCCCAGUAAAGUUUGAAAAGGAAGUUUAUGAUGUGUCAAUCAGUGAAUUUUCCCCUCCUGGAGUGGUGGUAGUUAUAGUUAAGUUGGUGCCUGAACCACAGGGUGUGGAAUAUAUAAUAUCUCCUAAUCAGGAUGCUGAAUAUUUUAAGAUUAAUCCCAGGACAGGUCUUAUUAUCACCGCUCGCCCUUUAAAAAUCAUUGAGAAGGAACUCUAUGAGUUAGAAGUAGUAAACAAAGGUGGCGAUUUAAAAGCACAAGUUAUUGUCAGGUUAGAAGACGCCAAUGAUCAUACUCCAGAGUUCACACAGCCUUCGUACAGCUCCUUUGUCAAUGAAAGUGUUCCUGUAGGAACCAAUGUUUUGUCAGUUUCAGCAUUUGACAAGGACAGGGGAGAAAAUGGAUAUAUAACAUAUAGUAUUGCCAGUCUGAAUUCACUGCCCUUUACUAUAAAUCAGUUUACUGGUGUUAUUAGCACCUCUGAAGAACUGGAUUUUGAGUCUUCUCCAGAGAGCUACAGGUUCAUUGUCAGAGCCUCUGAUUGGGGUUCGCCCUACCGUCAUGAAAAUGAGGUUAAUGUCACUGUAUACAUAGGCAAUGUCAACGAUAACAAGCCGUUGUUUGAGAAAGUGGCUUGUCAGGGAAUGAUUUCAUCUGACUUUCCCAUUGGUGGUCACAUCACUGCUGUAUCUGCAAUAGAUAUAGAUGAGCUAGAACUAGUGAAAUACAAAAUAAUCUCUGGAAAUGAUCUUGGGAUUUUUUAUUUAAAUCCUGACUCUGGCGUGCUGCAACUUAAAAAGUCUCUUGUUAAUUCUGGUAUAAAGAACAGCAAUUUCGGCCUUAGGAUCACAGCUACGGAUGGAGAGAAUUUUGCUGAUGCCAUGUUCAUUAACAUUUCAGUAGUACAUGGGAAAGUGUCUUCAAAGACCUUUAGCUGUAGAGAGACUAGAGUUGCUCAGAAGCUGGCAGAGAAAUUGCUCAAGAAGGCAAAAGCAAAUGUGAAGCUGAAUUUGGAAGAUGGCUUCCUUGAUUUUUAUUCAGUUAACAGACAAGCUCCACACUUUGAUAAAUCCUUUCCCUCUGAUGUAGCGGUUAGAGAGGACUUUACAGUUGGUGCUAGCAUCCUGAAAAUAAAAGCUUAUGAUGCGGACUCUGGAUUUAAUGGGAAGGUGGUCUAUACAAUUUCUGAUGGUAAUACAGAUAGUUGCUUUAACAUUGACAUGGAAACAGGGCUUCUUAAAGUUCUUAUGCCCAUGGACCGAGAGAAAACAGAGCUGUAUCUCCUUAACAUUACAAUUUAUGAUUUAGGUGAUCCCCAGAAAUCUACAUGGAGACUAUUGACUGUAACUGUAGAGGAUGCAAAUGAUAACAGACCUGUUUUUUUACAGGAUAGUUACUCAGUUAAUAUUUUAGAAAGCAUAAGUAUUGGUACAGAAAUGAUCCAAGUAGAAGCUAGAGAUAAAGAUCUAGGAUCUAGUGGUGAAGUGACUUACUCAAUAUUGACAGACACGCAGCAGUUUGCCAUCAAUAGUUCUACUGGAGUAGUUUAUGUGGCUGACCAGCUAGACAGGGAAUUGAAAGCAAACUAUACACUCAAGAUAGAGGCCAGGGACAAAGCUGAGAUUGGCUAUCAGCAAUUUUCUGUUGUUCCUCUGAAGGUUUUUUUGGAUGAUGUGAAUGAUUGUUCUCCAGCUUUCAUACCAUCUAGCUACAGUGUGAAGGUCCUUGAAGAUCUGCCAGUUGGCACUGUAAUAGCUUGGCUAGAAACUCACGACACAGAUCUUGGUUUGGGAGGUCAAGUGCGUUACUCUUUGGUGAACGAUUACAAUGGACGAUUUGAAAUAGACAAAACUAGCGGCACCAUUCGCUUGAACAAAGAACUCGAUUACGAGAAACAGCAGUUCUAUAAUCUGACUGUGCGUGCAAAAGACAAAGGACGUCCAGUUUCCCUCUCUUCCGUUUCUUUUGUAGAGGUUGAAGUGGUGGAUGUUAAUGAAAAUCUCUACGCUCCUUAUUUUCCUGACUUUGCAGUCAUUGGAACUGUAAAGGAAAACUCCCGCACUGGAACAAGUGUGUUGCAAGUGACAGCUCAGGAUGAAGACUCUGGAAGAGAUGGGGAGAUUCAGUAUUCCAUCAGGGAUGGCAGUGGCCUUGGAAGAUUUAGCAUAGAUGAAGAAACCGGAGUUAUCUAUACUGCAGAUGUCCUUGACCGAGAGACAACCAAAUCCUAUUGGCUAACCGUGUAUGCGACUGAUCGUGGUGUCGUCCCACUCUAUGCCACCAUCGAGGUCUAUGUUGAAGUGGAAGAUGUGAAUGACAAUGCCCCUUUGACCUCUGAACCCAUUUAUUAUCCGGCUGUCAUGGAAAACUCCCCUAAGGAUGUAUCUGUCAUUCAGAUCCAGGCCCAAGAUCCCGACUCCAGCAGCAGUGAAAAACUGACAUACAGGAUUACGAGUGGAAACCCUCAGAACUUCUUCGCUAUCAAUCCAAAAACAGGUCUGAUUAUCACAACAUCAAGAAAAUUGGAUCGAGAGCAACAGGCAGAGCAUUUUCUCGAGGUGACGGUCACAGAUGGAGGCGUCUCUCCCAAGCAAUCUACUGUUUGGGUGGUGGUUCAAGUUCUGGAUGAAAAUGAUAACAAGCCUCAGUUUCCAGAGAAAGUCUAUCAGAUCAAGUUGCCUGAGAGGGACCGCAAGAAAAGAGGGGAGCCAAUCUACAGAGCUUUUGCAUUUGACAAAGAUGAAGGACCGAAUGCAGAAAUUUCCUACAGCAUCGUGGAUGGAAAUGAUGAUGGAAAAUUUUUUAUUGACCCUAAAACCGGGAUGGUUUCUUCCAGAAAGCAAUUCACAGCAGGGAACUAUGACAUCUUAACAAUAAAAGCAGUGGACAAUGGACGACCCCAGAAGUCUUCAACUGCGCGCCUCCAUAUUGAGUGGAUUAAGAAACCCAUACCCUCACCCGUAUCACUGACUUUUGAUGAGCCCUUCUACAACUUCACUGUCAUGGAAAGCGAUAAAGUGACAGAAAUUGUGGGAGUGGUCUCUGUGCAACCCGCUAACAUACCUUUGUGGUUUGAUGUAGUCGGUGGCAAGCAUGCUCGAGAGAUGUUCUAUAUUCUACAGACAGCUUGUGGGCAGAACUGUUCAACAGAAGGAGGGAAUUUCGAUAGUUCUUUCGACGCUGAGAAGGGUGUGGGCACUAUUGUCAUUGCAAAGCCCUUGGAUGCAGAGCAGAGGUCAAUAUAUAACAUGAGUGUGGAGGUCACCGAUGGAACAAAUGUUGCAACCACUCAGGUUCUUAUCAAAGUAUUGGAUAACAAUGAUAAUGGCCCGGAAUUCUCUCACCCAAGUUACGAUGUCACAAUUUCGGAGGACAUUCUCCCUGAUACUGAGAUACUGCAGGUUGACGCUAUAGACAGAGACGAGAAACACAAGUUGAGCUACACUGUUCACAGCAGCAUUGACUCUGUCAGCAUGAGAAAAUUCAGAAUUGACCCCAGCACUGGGGUACUAUACACUGCCGAGAGAUUAGACCAUGAAGCUCAAGAUAAGCACAUCCUUAAUGUAAUGGUUCGAGAUCAGGAGUUUCCUUAUAGAAGAAACCUGGCCAGAGUCAUCAUAAAUGUGGAAGAUUCCAAUGAUCACAGUCCCUACUUCACCAGUCCUUUGUAUGAAGCUUCGGUGUAUGAGUCAGCAGCUAUUGGAUCUGCUGUUUUGCAGGUCACUGCUUUGGAUAAAGACAAAGGAGAAAACGCAGAGCUUAUCUACACUAUAGAAGCAGGAAACACUGGGAACACGUUCAAGAUUGAACCAGUUUUAGGCAUCAUCACAGUAUUGAAAGAGCCGGACUUGACAACAAUGGGACAGUUUGUUUUGUCAGUCAAAGUAACUGAUCAAGGUUCGCCACCACUGUCUGCAACAGCAAUUGUACGCAUUUCUGUGACCAUGUCAGAUAAUUCCCAUCCAAAGUUCACACACAAGGAAUAUCAAGCAGAAGUUAAUGAAAAUGUUGAUAUUGGAACUUCAGUCAUUUUGAUCUCUGCAAUCAGUCAGUCUACAUUAGUUUAUGAGGUCAAGGAUGGGAAUGUGGAUGGAGCCUUUACUAUAAACCCAUAUUCUGGAGUCAUCACCAGUCAAAAGCCACUUGAUUAUGAACGCACUUCCUCUUACCAGCUCAUUGUUCAAGCAACUAACAUGGCAGGCAUGGCAUCAAAUGCCACCGCCAACAUUCAGAUUGUUGAUGAAAAUGAUAACCUGCCAGUUUUUCUCCUCUCCCAAUACUUAGGCAACAUAAGUGAAGCUGCUCCUGUAAACAGUAUAGUCCGGAGUUCAGCCAACAACCCACUGGUGAUACGAGCCACAGAUGCCGACAGUAAUCAGAAUGCUUUGCUGGUCUAUCAGAUUGUUGAAUCCACUGCUAAGAAGUACUUCACUGUAGAUUCCAGCACUGGCGCGAUCAGAACAAUCGCAAAUUUAGACCAUGAAACCAUAGCCCACUUCCAUUUCCAUGUGCAUGUUAGGGAUAGCGGAAAUCCACAGCUCACAGCGGAGAGUCCGGUCGAAGUUACUAUUGAAGUAACUGACAUCAAUGACAAUCCUCCAGUCUUCAGUCAGGCUGUGUUUGAGACAGUCUUGCUUCUUCCCUCUUACGUUGGUGUAGAGGUUCUUAAAGUUAAGGCUACAGACCCAGAUUCAGAGGUUCCACCUGAACUAACAUACAGUCUGAUUGAAGGCAAUGUGGACCAUUUUUUGAUUGAUUCAAGUACUGGGGUACUCACCAUAAAAAAUAAUACUCUUUCCAAAGAUCAUUAUAUGCUCAUAGUAAGAGUGUCUGAUGGGAAAUUUUACAGCACUGCUAUGGUGACCAUAAUGGUAAAAGAAGCCAUGGAUAGUGGGCUCCAUUUUAUGCAAAGUUUUUAUUCCACUUCUAUUUCGGAGAACAGCACUAAUAUCACAAAGAUAGCUGUGGUGAAUGCUGUUGGAAACCGUCUCAAUGAGCCCUUGAAGUAUGGUAUAUUAAACCCAGGGAACAAGUUCAAGAUCAAAUCCACCUCGGGAGUCAUUGAAACAACGGGCAUCCCCUUUGACAGAGAAAAACAAGAGCUAUAUGAGUUGGUCGUUGAGGCAAGUCGUGAACUAGAUCAUCUCCGUGUGGCCAGGGUGGUUGUCAGAGUUAACAUUGAGGACAUCAAUGACAAUGCUCCGGUGUUUGUAGGGUUGCCUUACUAUGCUGCUGUACAAGUUGAUGCUGAGCCUGGUACCCUAAUAUAUCGAGUGACAGCCAUUGAUAAAGAUAAGGGUGCAAAUGGUGAAGUCUCCUAUCUGCUGAAAGAAGACUAUGGGCAUUUUGAAAUUGACAGACAAACUGGUAGUGUCACUUUAAGAGAAGCCUUCAACUCUGACUUAUCUAAUAUAGAGUAUUUAGUUAUCAUCCUUGCAAAAGAUGGUGGUAAUCCAUCAUUGUCUGCUUCAGUAGAACUGCCUAUUACUAUAGUUAAUAAAGCAAUGCCUGUAUUUGACAAGCCCUUCUAUACAGCUUCUGUAAAUGAAGACAUAGAAAUGCACACCCCAGUUCUUAGCAUAAAUGCAACCAGCCCAGAGGGCCAGGGUAUCAUUUAUAUCAUCGUUGAUGGAGAUCCCUACAACCAGUUUAACAUUGACUUUGAUACCGGCGUUCUGAGUGUCAUCAGCCCAUUGGAUUAUGAAGUAAAUUCCGUUUUUAAGCUGAUAGUACGAGCCAGUGAUGCCCUCACUGGUGCUCGGGCUGAGGUCACUGUGGACUUAAUCAUUAAUGAUGUAAAUGAUAAUCCUCCCGUUUUCGAUCACUCGGCCUAUAAUGCCACCUUAUCCGAAGCAUCUUUGAUUGGGACUCCUGUGUUGCAGGUUGUUGCUACAGAUGCAGACUCUGAAAAUAACAAAAAUAUACAGUAUCAGAUUGUCCAGGACUCCUUUAACAGCACUGAUUAUUUUCACAUAGAUAGCACAAGUGGCCUAAUCCUGACAGCCCGUAUGUUGGAUCAUGAACUAUUACAGCAGUGCAGCUUAAAAGUCAGAGCAGCUGAUAAUGGAUUCCCACCACUGAGCAGUGAAGUUCUUGUUAGUAUUUAUGUGACAGAUAUGAAUGACAACCCUCCAGUUUUUAACCAGUUAAUAUAUGAAUCUUACGUGAGUGAACUGGCCCCUCGGGGUCAUUUUGUGACUUGUGUCCAAGCUUCUGAUGCUGACAGCUCUGAUUUUGACAGACUGGAGUACGGUAUCUUGUCUGGAAAUGAUCGGACCAGCUUUCUAAUGGACAGCAAGAGUGGCAUUAUAACUCUGUCUAACCAUCGGAAACAGAGGAUGGAGCCAAUGUAUAGCUUAAAUGUCUCUGUCUCGGAUGGAUUGUUCACCAGCACAGCUCAGGUGCAUAUCCGCAUCCUUGGUGCUAACCUCUAUAGCCCCAUGUUUUCACAGAGUAUUUAUGUGGCAGAGGUUAGAGAAAAUGCUGCCCCUGGAACUAAGGUAAUUCAUGUAAAAGCGACAGAUGGAGAUUCUGGUAUAUAUGGCCAAAUAAACUACUCUAUAAUAAAUGAUUUUGCCAGGGACCGAUUCUUAAUUGAUAACAAUGGACAGAUCCUAACAACUGAGAAAAUGGACCGAGAGAACCCUUUGGAAGGGGAUAUCAAUAUAUUUUUGAGGGCCCUGGAUGGAGGUGGGAGAAUGACUUUCUGCACCGUGAGAGUGAUUGUAGUGGAUGAGAAUGACAAUACUCCCCAGUUUUUGACAAUAGAAUACAGAGCAAGUGUCAAAGCAGAUGUUGGAAAAGGUCAUUUGGUCACCCAAGUGCAGGCAUUAGAUCCAGAUGAUGGAACCAAUUCAAGGAUCACUUAUUCAUUGUAUAGUGAAGCCUCCGUUUCAGUGGCAGAUCUGCUUGAAAUUGAUCCUGACAAUGGAUGGAUGGUCACCAAAGGUAACUUUAACCAGCUGAAAAACACAGUUCUGUCGUUCUUCGUCAAAGCAGUUGAUGGUGGCAUUCCCAUGAAGCAUUCCCUUAUUCCUGUCUAUAUCCAUGUUUUACCUCCAGAAGCUGUUUUACCUUCCUUUUCCCAACCCCAAUAUUCUUUUACAGUACCAGAAGACACUCUCAUAGGAAGCACCCUUGACAUUUUGCAUGUUUUGCCAAGCCAGGGUGCUGUGUAUAGCAUUGUUAAUGGUGAAUUAGCUGAAAAUAACAAGGAAGGGAUUUUCAUCAUAGACCAAGACACUGGAAUCAUAAAGCUAGAUAAGAGACUUGACCAUGAGACAAAUCCUGCUUUUCACUUUAAAGUUGCAGCCACCAUACAGCUAGACAAAGUGGACAUUGUAUUAACUGUGGAUGUGGAGGUUAAAGUGUUGGAUGUAAAUGACAACAAGCCUGUGUUUGAAGCUGCCAACUAUGAAACUGUAAUAAUGGAAGGGAUGCCAAUAGGGAUUAAUCUUAUCCAGGUUAAAGCAACUGAUGCAGACUGGGGUGCAAAUGGGCAAGUCACAUAUACUCUUUCAGCGGAAUCUGAGCUGGACAAGAUCAUGGAAGCCUUCACAAUCGAUAGCAACAGUGGGUGGAUCAGCACAUUGAAGGACCUAGAUCAUGAAAAGAAUCCCACUUUUACUUUUGCAGUGGUGGCUUCAGAUCUGGGAGAAGCUUUCUCCUUUUCAUCCACCACCUUGGUCUCCGUCACUGUGACAGACAUAAACGACAACACACCAGUCUUUGAACACGAGGUGUACAAAGGAUCUGUAAAAGAGAGUGACCCUCCCGGUGAAGUUGUGGCAGUUCUCAGCACAUGGGACGAAGACACAUCUGAAGUCAACCGGCAGGUUAGCUACCAUAUCACAGGAGGGAAUCCCAAAGGGAAGUUCGCCUUGGGACUGGUUCAGAAUGAAUGGAAGGUUUACGUGAAGAGACCACUAGAUAGGGAAGAACAAGACAUUUAUUUUCUGAACAUCACUGCUACCGAUGGCCUCUUUGUAACGCAAGCUGCCGUGGAAGUGACGGUCACUGAUGUUAAUGAUAAUAGUCCUGUCUGUGAUCAGUUGGCAUACACAGCAUUAUUUCCUGAAGACAUUCCAUCAAACAAAGUCAUCCUUAAGAUCAGCGCCCUGGAUGCAGACAUCGGAUCCAAUGGUGAAAUUCGCUAUUCGCUGUUUGGGCCUGGGAACAAUAAAUUUUUUUUAGAUCCAGAAAGCGGUGAGUUGAAAACCUCGGCCCUUUUAGACAGAGAGAAAAUCCCUAUGUACAACUUGAUUGCCAGGGCAACAGAUGGCGGUGGCAGGUUCUGCCAGUCAGAAAUCCACCUUUUUCUGGAAGAUGUCAAUGAUAAUCCACCAGUGUUUUCUACUGAUCAUUACACCGCAUGUGUCUAUGAGAAUACAGCCACUAAAGCUUUGUUAACAAGAGUCCAGGCCACGGAUCCUGAUGUAGGUGUGAAUAGAAAGGUGGUCUAUUCCUUAGCGGACUCCGCAGAUGGUUACUUCUCUGUGGAUAGGUCAUCAGGGAUCAUUAUUUUGGAGCAUCCACUUGAUAGAGAGCUGCAGCCUUCCUAUAACAUCAGCGUAAAAGCAUCAGACCAGAGCAUUGUGUUGUCCCUGUCUUCAUUUGCCACAGUUACCAUUACAGUGCUGGAUAUUAAUGACAACCCUCCUGUGUUUGAGAGAAGAGACUACCUUGUUACAGUGCCUGAAGAUACAUCACCUGGCACCAAAAUACUGGCUGUUUUCGCAACAAGUAAAGACAUUGGUACCAAUGCAGAGAUUACCUACCUCAUCAGGUCUGGAAAUGAAAAAGGGAAAUUCAGGAUCAACUCAAAGACGGGAUCCAUUUCUGUAACUGAAGCUCUGGACUAUGAAAUGUGUAAAGACUUUUACCUAAGAGUGGAAGCAAAAGAUGGAGGUACGCCAGCCCUAAGUGCUGUUACUACAGUGAACAUAAAUGUAACGGAUGUUAAUGACAAUGCACCAAAAUUUAAUCAAGAGGCCUAUAGUGCAGUUAUCAGUGAGGAUGCUUCCGUUGGUGAUUCCGUGAUCAUGUUGAUAGCAGAAGACCAGGAUAGUCCUGCCAAUGGCCAGAUUCAUUUUUCCAUAGUGAAUGGUGAUCGGGACAAUGAAUUUUCAGUUGAUCCUGUUUUGGGACUUAUAAAGGUUAAAAAGAAAUUGGACAGAGAAAGGGUGUCUGGAUAUUCACUAGUUAUUCAGGCAAGAGACAGUGGCAUCCCUCCUAUGUCAUCAUCUGUAACGGUCAACAUAGACAUUUCUGAUGUGAACGAUAAUAGCCCUAUAUUUACACCAGCCAACUAUACAGCUGUAAUUCAAGAGAAUAAGCCAGUGGGCACAAGCAUUUUGCAGCUGGUAGUGACAGACAACGAUUCUUUUCACAACGGCCCCCCGUUUACGUUUACCAUUCUGACUGGCAAUGAAGAGGAGGAAUUUAUGUUGGACCCACAUGGAGUUUUGAGAUCUGCAGUUAUCUUCAAGCACAUGGUAGCAACUGAAUAUAUGCUCUGUGUGCAGGCUAAAGAUUCUGGGAAGCCCCAACAGGUAUCCCACAGUUACAUCCAAGUGCGGGUUAUUGAAGAAAGCAUUCACAAACCAACAGCCAUUCCACUGGAGAUUUUUAUAGUCACCAUGGAAGAUGACUUUCCAGGGGGUGUCAUUGGAAAGAUUCAUGCCACAGAUCAAGAUGUGUAUGACGUUCUCACUUAUACCCUGAAGUCAGAGCAGAAAAGUCUGUUCAAGGUUAACAGCCACGAUGGCAAGAUCAUUGCCCUGGGAGGGCUAGAUAACGGCAAGUACACGCUAAACGUGUCAGUUAGCGAUGGCCGGUUCCAAGUGCCCAUCGAUGUUAUAGUCCACAUGGAACAGCUGAUACAAGAAAUGCUGCAGAACACGGUCACCAUCCGAUUUGAGAACGUUUCCCCUGAAGAUUUUGUGGGGAUCCACAUGCAUGGGUUCAGGCGCACCUUGCGAAAUGCUGUGCUCUCGAAGAAACAAGAUAGCCUGCACAUUAUCAGCAUUCAGCCUGUGGCAGGCACCAAUCAGCUUGACAUGCUGUUUGCAGUUCAGAUGCACAACAGUGGAUUUUAUAAGCCUGCUUAUUUGAUUCAGAAGCUUACCAAUGCAAGGAGACACUUAGAAAAUGUGAUUCACAUCUCAGCUAUCUUGGAGAAGAAUUGUUCUGGACUGGAUUGUCAGGAGCAGCACUGUGAACAAAGCCUGUCUAUUGAUUCCCAUUCCCUGAUGACCUAUAGCACAGCGCGAAUUAGUUUUGUAUGUCCCCGUUUCUACAGAAAUGUACGCUGCACAUGUAAUGGAGGGCUGUGUCCUGGGUCCAGCGAUCCCUGUAUGGAGAAGCCAUGUCCAGGGGACAUGCAGUGUGUGGGGUACGAAGCUAGUCGAAGGCCAUUCAUCUGCCAGUGCCCACCAGGGAAGCUUGGAGAAUGUUCAGGGCACACUUCCCUUAGCUUUGCUGGGAAUAGUUACAUCAAAUACCGGGUUUCUGAAAAUAGCAAGAGAGAAGAAUUCAAGCUGGCUCUGCGUCUGCGAACAUUGCAAAGCAAUGGGAUUAUAAUGUACACCAGAGCAAAUCCCUGUAUAAUUCUGAAGAUUGUGGAUGGCAAACUGUGGUUCCAGUUGGACUGUGGAAGUGGCCCGGGAAUCCUGGGAAUUUCUGGCAGGACUGUUAAUGAUGGGAACUGGCACUCGGUCUUCCUGGAGCUCAAUCGGAAUUUCACAAGCUUGUCACUUGAUGACAGUUAUGUUGAGCGGCGCAAAGCCCCCCUCUACUUUCAGACUCUGAGUACGGAUAGCUCUGUCUACUUUGGAGCCCAGGUGCAAGUGGAUAAUGUCCGGAGCCUGACUGACAAGAGGACAACCCAGGUCCUAAGUGGUUUUCAGGGCUGCCUGGAUUCUGUUAUCCUGAAUAACAACGAACUGCCGCUCCAAAACAAGCGCAGCAGCUUUGCAGAAGUGGUUGGCCUGACUGAAUUAAAGCUUGGCUGCGUUCUGUACCCUGAUGCAUGUGAGAGGAAUCCUUGCCAGAACGGAGGGAGCUGUACUAGUUUGCCAUCUGGUGGUUAUCAGUGUAGUUGCCUCUCUCAAUUCACAGGAAGAAAUUGUGAAUCGGAGAUCACAGUGUGCUUUCCAAAUCCGUGUCGGAACGGAGGGUCAUGUGACCCGAUAGGCAAUGCCUUCAUCUGCAAUUGCAAAAAUGGACUGACAGGAGUAACGUGUGAAGAUGAUGUCAACGAAUGUGAAAGAGAGGAAUGUGAAAAUGGCGGCUCCUGCAUCAAUGUAUUUGGCUCAUUUCUGUGUAACUGCACUCCUGGAUAUGUGGGCCAGUAUUGUGGCCUUCGGCCUGUGGUGGUACCCAACAUACAAGCUGGACAUUCCUACGUUGGCAAAGAAGAGCUAAUAGGAAUAGCAGUCGUUCUUUUUGUCAUCUUUGUGUUGAUCAUCUUGUUUAUAGUUUUUCGCAAGAAAGUGUUCAGGAAAAAUUACUCACGCAACAAUAUCACCCUGGUCCAGGACCCGGCUACUGCUGCUCUGCUCAACAAGAGCAACGGGAUCCAGUUCAAGAACCUAAGGAAUACUGGGGACAGUCGCAAUAUCUACCAAGAGGUAGGGCCACCGCAAGUCCCUGUGAGGCCCAUGGCCUACACCCCUUGCUUCCAGAGUGACUCGCGAAACAAUUUAGACAAGAUAGUGGAUGGACUUGGAGUUGAGCAUCAGGAGAUGACAACAUUUCAUCCAGAGUCUCCUCGGAUACUGACAGCAAGGCGGGGUGUGGUGGUGUGCAGCGUGGCUCCCAACCUGCCAGCCAUGUCUCCCUGUCGAUCCGACUGUGACUCCAUCAGGAAGAGUACCUGGGAUGGUGGUACUGAAAGUAAAGAGGUUGAUGACACUGAAGAGGUCACCUGUUUUGCAGGAAGUAAUAAAGGCAGCAACUCUGAAGUUCAGUCCCUCAGCUCUUUCCAGUCAGACUCGGGUGAUGAUAAUGCUUCCAUAGUGACUGUCAUACAGCUUGUCAACAAUGUAGUUGACACUAUAGAAAAUGAAGUGUCUGUUAUGGAUGAAGGACAGAACUACAACAGAGCUUAUCAUUGGGACACCUCUGACUGGAUGCCAAGCGCUCGUUUGUCUGAUAUUGAGGAAGUGCCCAAUUAUGAAACAGCAGAUGGAGGCUCGGUGCAUCAUGGAAGUAACAGGGAGCUGGAAACUGAUUACUACCUUGGUGGCUAUGACAUUGACAGCGACUAUCCUCCUCCUCACGAAGAGGAAUUUUUAAGUCAGGACCAGUUACCGCCACCUCUACCCGAGGAUUAUCCAGACCAAUAUGAAACCCUUCCACCAUCACAGCCAGUCUCAAUGGCUAGCACACUCAGCCCAGAUUGCAGACGGCGGCCACAGUUUCACCCUAGCCAAUACCUCCCUCCUCAUCAGUUUCCCAAUGAGAUGGACGCUGCUGGGUCUCAGACUGUGAAUGAAUUUAGUACUUUUGCUGUUGUCCCAGGCCAAAGCGUGGAAAAUGUUAGUGCAGGUAAGAUGCCCUUAUCCUUACACAACUCUCUGGAUGCCUCCUCAUCUGACAUCUCAGCUAGCUGCGGCUUUGACGAUUCCGAGGUAGCCAUGAGUGACUUUGAAAGUGUGGAGGAGCUCAUCCUAGAUAACAGUCACAUUCCAUUUGUGGAGACCCAGCAUCAGACACAAGUGUAAAGGAGACUUUUUCUUUUUUUUUUGGUGGUCAUUUGGUCCAAUUAACAGUAUAAAUACUGAGAAGACAUUUUGGUAAAGAUAUAUCUAUGUAUAUUGGGCAAGGCAGAAAUCCAGUAUAACCUAUUAACUUGUUCAAAAAUGAUACUGUAUGUGCAGACACAAAGAGACCAGUUAUGUUAAGCUGUAUGCCACAAAAUUGUUACAGACAAUCUGGAGAGUAUGUACCAUCUAUUUAUUACCAAGAGUACACUCGCAGAGUUUCUGAGGUGGGAAACAAUUUCACCUUUUAAGUUCCCUUUCUUCACCUACUAUUUUAUUUGGUAUUGUAUUAUUAAAAGUGUUACAAUCUCUCCCUGCAGUAUUAACAAACGGGAGGAUGAUUCCAAGAGGCACUGUUGCAUGAAAUUUUAGGUCAGCUAAAGAAUUUGAUCAUAUGUAAAACAAUUUCAUUGGUUUAUUUAAAAAGCAUUUCAAAGUCAACUUAUCGACAUGGAUAUCUGUCCAUAAAUAACUAUUUAUUUAUGGUUUUGUUUAUAUAUCACAUCUAAUUCUAGCUUGUGUGCAUCAAGUAAGACAAAUAUAUACAUUAUAUAUUAUACACCAAACUAGACUAGGUUGGUUGCCAUUAUUCAAACUUACUUUCAGAUGUUUGUGUAUACAUUGAAUUAUGAGACUUUCCAAAUAUUGCGACAUUUAACCCAUGCGAGUAUGACUCACUAAUGGCCAAAUUCUGCCCUUAGAUACCCAUAUGUAACUCCCAAUGACUUGUGUACAGAAUGUGAACACGUAUCUGAGAACAGAACUGAACCUGAACUACCACAUUUUGCUGCUUUUAUUUUAGGCUUCCUUGCAGUUUUUUAACAGCAAUCAUAAUGCUGUCAUAUUCCAGUUAAAUUAGUUUUUAUUAAUUUGCAUACGCAUUCUGCUAUAAUCUUAAAUUGCUAGAUCAACUACAGUUUAAAAAAGGCCUGCCCUUGAGUUUGUGGAACAAAUCCUCCGCUGGUGUAGAUUGAGGUAGUCAAUGGAGGUAUUUUUGUUUACAUCAACAUCAGCUGAGUACCUGGCCCUGUAUUCCCUCAGAACUCCCAAAUAGUAUUCACAGAGUUAAAAGCACUUUUGUAUAAUACUGUAAAAUGCAAAAACAACACAUCAGGUUAAUUUUGGCAUUUCACAUUAAUCAUCCGGAGCAGGUUAAAUGCAAUAUGGAAAUCUUUUUUUUCCACUCAAUUGCAGUAAAAAUAUAUAUGUGCCCUUUACUCAAUGCUGUGAAAAUGUGUUUACUACAGUUACGAGUAGUUCUGCAGCUUUAUAUAUCUCUGUAGCUGUAUGUUGUAUAUCGAAUAGAAGGAAGUCUUCACUUUGCAUUCAUGUUUUAUUAUCCACAUCCUUCCCUGGCAGAACUCAGUUGUUCUGAAAGUUUGUUGAACAGAUAGAAGUUAUAGAUGAAUGGAUGCUCCAACAGCAUCCAUGCUGCUGCCUUAUCCUGUUUCUUGGUCAAAUAAGCUAACUGGAUCAUUUUUGAGAUUCUUGACUGAACUGAAUUUUACCCAUUCAGUUGUCAUAAGUCAGUCUUAUUUCUUAUCAUACUGCUGGUGAUUAUUCACAAGUUUUCCCAAAAGAAAAUAGGUUAUUGAGAAUGUUACUUAAAUAGUUGUGUAGCUUGUGACACUUUUAAUAAAACAUGAUCUCUAAAAUUUGCAGUGUAAACCUGAUAUUUCAGUGCUUCCCUCGGUAUAUUUUAUAUCAGUAGAAGAUAUAACAAUUCUUCAUUAAAAAACAAUCCAGUUACAGUAUGUAGAGGUACAUAAAUAAAUAAAGUGGAAUUUAGGCAAGAGAAUGUACUGCACCUACAAGUAUUAUGAAGUACUUGCCUGCAUAUAGUUCCUGUUCAUUGAAUUUAUGACUGUCACUUGGUCUCCUCAAAGUAGACGUGCUUCUGUAAGAGUGGUAUGUUCUAAAUGUGUUCAUGGUACAUUUUGAUCCCCUUUCCCUCCCACUCUCCCACCAU
Molecule: messenger RNA, 16169 nt
Organism: Dermochelys coriacea (leatherback sea turtle)
Lineage: Eukaryota; Metazoa; Chordata; Testudines; Dermochelyidae
Gene: FAT3
Product: FAT atypical cadherin 3
Exons: 29
Coding region: 326-14161 (4611 amino acids)
Biological process (GO): homophilic cell-cell adhesion
Cellular component (GO): cell-cell junction; plasma membrane
Molecular function (GO): calcium ion binding
Source: RefSeq, a predicted model, not a curated record